GGCCUUAUCAUUUCCAACAAAUGGCUGAUAUCGGAGACCGGCUUCCACAGCACCUCCCUCCUGGCGCUGCUGCACAUGAUGUCCAGCUGCGCGGCCUCGAACACACUCCUGGCGCUUGGGCUGGUGCCGCGGAAGCGGGAGGUGAGCUCUCAUCUGCUAGCCCGUGUGGGGGUGCUGGCCGCGUCCUUCACGUUGGCGGUGGCCACUUGUAUGGCAUCGCUGGCUUACCUGCCCGCCUCCUUCGUACAGGCGCUAGGCUCUACCACUCCCGGCCUUACGGCGGUGUUGGCCUUCCUCAUACAGGGUAGGCGGGAGGCCGCAGUAACGUACCUGGCUCUGGUGCCCGUGGUGGUGGGUAUCGUACUCGCCUCCGGAGGGGAGCCCCAGCUGCACCUGCUUGGCCUGGUGCUGCAGCUCGUGGCAUGUCUGGCCAGGAGCUUCAAAACGGUGCUGCAGGCAGUGCUCCUGACGGACGAGCGGGACCGGCUGCACCCCAUGACCCUGCUGGCCUACACCUCAGCCUUGUCCACCGCCAUGUUGGCGCUGCUCACCGCCAUCACCGAGCCGCGGAGCCUCCAUCAGGCUGCUAGACUGCACGCGGCGCACCCCCACUUCGCACCGCUGCUGGCGCUGUCCUGCGGACUCGCCUUCCUGGCCAACUGGACCAACUUCCUAGUAUCCAAGAAGCUGGGGGCACUGACGCUGCAGGUGCUGGGCAAUUUUAAAAAUGUGGUGGCGGCCGCCGCAGCAGUGGCCGUGUUCUCGGAUCCAGUCACUCAGCUUGGGUUGGUGGGGUACGGCAUGACGACAGCCGGUGUCUUCACCUACUCG
This is a messenger RNA of Volvox carteri f. nagariensis, 831 nucleotides long. Its product is annotated as plastidic phosphate translocator. The record is from RefSeq and is a predicted model, not a curated record. Gene Ontology annotation, molecular function: antiporter activity. The transcript is spliced from 5 exons. NCBI's taxonomy places the organism in Eukaryota, Viridiplantae, Chlorophyta, Chlorophyceae, Chlamydomonadales, Volvocaceae. Gene Ontology annotation, cellular component: Golgi apparatus. The annotation marks the transcript as partial.